Saccharomycopsis crataegensis is the source of this 2127-nucleotide messenger RNA. RefSeq lists its product as uncharacterized. The transcript has a single exon. NCBI's taxonomy places the organism in Eukaryota, Fungi, Ascomycota, Saccharomycetes, Ascoideales, Saccharomycopsidaceae. The record is from RefSeq and is a predicted model, not a curated record. The coding region runs from base 1 to 2127 and encodes 708 amino acids.
AUGAAUCUAUCUAUUCACUUAUAUUUUUUGACUACUGUCUCUUUUGCGCUUGCUGCUACGUGGCAGGGAUGCGAUAUCUUGAAUUGCUGCUACGACAAUGGCGGCUUCAACAUUUACCAAUACGAUUUGACGAAACCUCAAGCAAAUCCAACCACUACUUUAAACGGCAACCCCAAUUUCUUCGGGUCGUCAUAUUCUUCCUGGAGUAGUCCAAUAACUUUGCCUGCUAACCGAGUUGUUAUCCUCAGAGCGUAUUUAUGGGUGUUGGACUCACGGCAGGACACUUACCUGUUCCUGGUUACUACACUGGGCGGUGUUACUGGAUAUGCCUAUUUUGGUAAUGAGGAUGCUUUCGAGUGUUAUGAUAUCUUUGAUCAAGAGGUUACUGCGUCAACAUCUGGGCAAGGAAUAGGUACUCCCUAUUAUAGUCCUACUCUGAAUAACAAAUUGAGUGCUUAUUUGAAAACUGGUGUGUAUCCACUUUUUUACCAAUUUCUGACUGGAUCGCUGUCCGGCACUUUUUCGUUAAGCGUGUCGAAAAACUCUUACCUGCUGAUCAGCUAUUUAAUUGUUCCUUAUAGAAACGAGCAGUUAUGUUAUGAUUGUGGUGGAUCUUCAACCAAAAAAUCAACCAAAUCAACUUCAACUACCUCAACCACCUCCACUUCAACCACCUCAACCACUUCAACCACCUCAACCACUUCAACCACCUCAACCACUUCAACCACCUCAACCACUUCAACCACCUCAACCACCUCAGCAUCAACCAACUCAACCACUUCAACCACUUCAACCACCUCAGCAUCAACCACUUCAACCACCUCAGAAUCAACCAACUCAACCACUUCAACCACCUCAGCAUCAACCACUUCAACCACCUCAGAAUCAACCAACUCAACCACUUCAACCACCUCAGCAUCAACCACUUCAACCACCUCAGAAUCAACCACUUCAACCACCUCAGCAUCAACCAACUCAACCACUUCAACCACCUCAGCAUCAACCACUUCAACCACCUCAGCAUCAACCAACUCAACCACUUCAACCACUUCAACCACCUCAGCAUCAACCACUUCAACCACGACCACGACCACUAGUGGACCAUCUACAGGUCCUGAACAGCCAACCACGACCACUAGUGAACCAUCUAUAGAUCUUGAACACCCAACCACGACCACGACCACGACCACGACCACUAGUGGUCCAUCUACAGGCCCUGAACAGCCAACCACCACAACCAGUGAACCAUCUACAGAUCCUGAACACCCAACCACGACCACCACAACCAGUGAACCAUCUACAGAUCCUGAACACCCAACCACCACAACCAGUGGACCAUCUACAGAUCCUGAACACCCAACCACCACAACCAGUGAACCAUCCACAGAUCCUGAACACCCAACCACGACCACGACCACUAGUGGACCAUCUACAGAUCCUGAACACCCAACCACGACCACGACCACUAGUGGACCAUCUACAGAUCCUGAACACCCAACCACCACAACCAGUGGACCAUCCACAGAUCCUGAACACCCAACCACGACCACGACCACUAGUGGACCAUCUACAGAUCCUGAACACCCAACCACCACAACCAGUGGACCAUCCACAGAUCCUGAACACCCAACCACGACCACGACCACUAGUGGACCAUCUACAGAUCCUGAACACCCAACCACGACCACCACAACCAGUGAACCAUCUACAGAUCCUGAACACCCAACCACGACCACCACAACCAGUGAACCAUCUACAGAUCCUGAACACCCAACCACCACAACCAGUGGACCAUCCACAGAUCCUGAACACCCAACCACGACCACGACCACUAGUGAACCAUCUACAGAUCCUGAACACCCAACCACGACCACCACAACCAGUGAACCAUCUACAGAUCCUGAACACCCAACCACGACCACCACAACCAGUGAACCGUCUACCAGUUCUGAGCCAUCCAAAACAACUGAGCCACCUUCCACGCCACCAAAUCCUUCUAGCAGCUCGUCAUCGACUUCAAGUUACCCAACUAUACCAUCAUAUGAAGUUCCUAAUAGUGGCCGCAUCUUUUUGAAGUCAGGCAUCUUAUCUACCUUGUCAGGUUUCUUACUUUGUUUUUUCAUUUGA